AUGCAGCGGCUCGGCGGGCUUCUCCUGCCGCUGAUUGGCUCCGCGGGGGCUGCUGGGCCUGCCGUAGCGCGAUCGAAGGCCUCUGAAGCAGAAGAGGUGUUGCGGAAGGCGGAGUGGCCGGCGCAGUUCCCCUUCUCCGCGGAGGACUUCAAGCGCUACGACGAGACGCCAGACACCGUGUUCUACUCCAUGCCGCGCUUUGUCACACACAUAGACGACCCCGCCAUCCGCGCCCUCACUAAAUUCUACAGCGAGAAUCUGCCCCCGCCCAACACGCCCGGCGUUGCCGUGCUCGACAUGUGCAGCAGCUGGAUCAGCCACUACCCCAAGGGGUACAAGCAGGAGCGCGUGGUGGGCAUGGGGCUCAACGAGGACGAACUGGAGCGCAAUCAGGUGUUGACAGAGUAUCUGGUUCAAGACCUCAACUCCAACACCAAGCUACCCUUCCCAGACAACACAUUCGACGCCAUCACCAAUGCUGUGAGUGUUGACUACCUGAGCCGCCCUCUGGAGGUAUUCCAAGAGAUGCACCGCGUGCUCAAGCCGGGCGGGCUGGCCAUAAUGAGUUUCUCCAACCGCUGCUUCUGGACCAAGGCCAUCCAGAUCUGGACGUCCACAGGGGACAUCGACCACAUUCUCAUCGUUGGCUCAUACUUCCACUAUGCCGGCGGCUACGAGCCCCCCCAGGUUAGACCUACCCGCCCCAGGUGA
This is a messenger RNA of Closterium sp. NIES-65, 711 nucleotides long. The record is from the annotation of a GenBank genome assembly. NCBI's taxonomy places the organism in Eukaryota, Viridiplantae, Streptophyta, Zygnematophyceae, Desmidiales, Closteriaceae.